Molecule: messenger RNA, 11001 nt
Organism: Adineta steineri
Lineage: Eukaryota; Metazoa; Rotifera; Eurotatoria; Adinetida; Adinetidae
Source: the annotation of a GenBank genome assembly
AUGAUGGAUCGAACAAGAUUAUUUCAUGUUCUGAUCUCGUUAUGUCUUAUCCAUCAUACAAAAGCAGUUUCAGUUGCUACACAAAGUUUAUUGGGUUGUGGAACGAUUAGUCGUCCAAUGCGUAUGUAUCCAUAUAGUCCAGCUAAUUAUAAUUUCAAUACAAAUACACCUGGAACAUGUAUGCAAGCAUGUUCAGCAGCUGGCUAUGCAUAUGCAAGUGUGUCUGCUGGUCGAUUAUGUUUUUGUGGUUCGGUCGCAACUGAUACAACAAAAUUGAAUUCGACUACAACAUCAUGUCAAGUGAUUGCAUGUACUGGUGAUCCGACUGUUUAUUGUGGCGAUACUGAUUAUGAACUUGUUUAUACAUCAGUUGGUGAUGUUGAUUCGGCUAGUAUUACAUUCAGCAGUGGUGGAUCACCUAUGGCUUUAUCAAUCAAUCAAAAUUAUCAAUUUAGUGUUUCGUAUCAAGGUGCAGUUAAUUAUAUUUCUUAUCAAGUUAACUUUGGUGAUGGUACAAAAACAGGAUGGUUUAAUGGAACAGUAAAUUCAGCAACAACCGUAUCACAUAUUUUUUCAAGAACUGGACAAUUUUCCGUAUCAGUUGCAGCUCGAACAGUUGUUGGAAUGCAGCCUAAAAUGUAUGCACUAACAGUCAAGGUUAUUGAUCAAAUCUUACCAUUUGAUGUGUCAAUAACAUGUCCUAAUGUAACAGCAACCAAGAAGACAGUUUCAUGUAUUUUUACAUCCGUUCGUGGUACUGGUUUAACAGAUGCUUUCAGUUACAAUAUAGCUGGUUCAUCUCAUUCAAUUCUUAAUAUUCCAGAUGCAAAAUAUCAUUCAUAUGGUUCAUCAUCUGUUACAAAUAAUCCUACAACAGAUUCAUCAGCAAGUCUACUUGGAGCUAGUGAUAUUGCUAUUUUACCUCAAAGUACUGUCAAAGUUGCUGGUCGAUUAGCAACAAUACAAUUUUAUAGUUCCGGAGCUGGUACAAUUAACAUUUAUUUACUUCGUCGUGUUUGUACGGCACCAGCCAUGUAUUGUUAUGAUGCAAAUACAUGUGGUAGUUGUGCAAAUGCAUAUUCAUUACAAUGUUCAUCAAGUGUUUAUUCAACCGUAUCACGUUCGUGUGUUAAUGAAACAUCAAGUCAACGUUAUCAACAAUCGAUUUAUUCAGGUGCACAAUUUCAGGUUGUUGCUACAUAUCCAGUAACAACAACAGGAGCUGGUUAUCAACAAAUUAUUGCAAAUUCAUCAUCAACUAUGAAUCAAACAGCACUUGUCGGAGAUAUUCUAGCAUUUCAAGGUCCAUAUAUUGCAAAAGAAAUGACAACUGAUACAACUCAAGAUUAUCGUUGUAUAACUCCAACAAUAUCCAGUUCACAAUUUACAUGUUCUGUUGGAAAUAUAUCAUCAAGUGGUUCAACAUAUCGUUAUUUACUUCAAGUAACAAUUAUAGAAGCAGUACAAAUUGCACCAAAUAUGAUUUAUUAUGCUACUGGAAAUUAUAAUAUUACAAGUUCAAUAACACAAAAUAAUGUAACAUCACUUUCAGCUUCAACUAUAUUACCAGUUGUAGAUGGUAUCGAUUGGAUUGAAAUUGUUGCACCGUCUACAUCAAAUAUUAAUAUUAUGUUAUCAUUUAUGGCAAAUGUCUAUCCUUCGACUGCAACUGCUACAUUAUUCAUAUGGUAUAUCAAUGGUAAUAAUACAUAUAAUUCAACAACAAAUAUGAUGAAUGUAUCAUUUCCAAUUAUUGGUACAUAUAUUAUUGCUGCUCAAGCACAAAAUCUUCUUUCACAUGCAUAUAAUACAACAACAAUUGUUUUACAAGAUACAAUUACAAAUUUUACAUUAGUCGGUGCAAAUAUAUCAAAUGUUUCAAUUUCUCAACCAUCAGACGUAGCAAGAUUUCAAAUAAAAAUGGCAACAGGUAGUAAUUAUGUAUGUCAAAUUAAUUUUGAUACAACACAAACAACAACUAGUGUUUAUUACUAUACAUCGGGUUAUAUACCAGGCAGUUAUGUUACACAUCAAUAUUUAUUACCAGGUGUAUAUAAUAUAUUUGCUAGUUGUGUUAAUAGUGUAAAUAAUGCCACGUAUUCAUUAACUCAUUACGUACAAUAUCCAAUUACUGGUGUUCAAUUACAACAACGUGGUGUUGUUAAAGAUACAAGUUUUCGUAUAAAUAUUACAUUUACUCAAGGUACAUCACCACAAUUUCGAAUUUUAAUCGAUGGCGCACAAGUUAAUUAUACCUAUAACACUCAAAAUAAUCUUAUUCAAACAACUCCAUUUAGUGGUUCAUCAGGAUCAACUAAUUAUAGUGUUGAUAUAUAUGCAUGGAAUUAUAUUUCAUCUGUUUAUGUAUCUGAUACAUUUUCUGUUGUUUCAUUAAUAACUAAUCCACAAAUAAGAGCAUCAACUACAAAUAUACUUUUUCCAGGCCCAAUUCUAUUCGAAUAUACAAUGGAUAGUGGUUCAAAUACAAAUGUAACAUUUACAUUUAGUGAUACAGUACUUAAUAGUCCAGUUACAUGUUUAUACAGUGGUGAUUAUAUAACUGGUGUAUGGAGUAGUUGUUCAGGUACAAAUCAUACAUUUGCAAUUCCUGGUACAUUAACAGUUGUUGCUACAUUUACAAAUGCUGUAAGUACAGCAAUUAAAUAUUUAACAGUAACAUUAUCAACAUCAGUUAGAAACAUUCAAUUAUCAACUCUCUUACAAUUAAAUUCUGGUCAAUGUGCAGCUGCAUUCGUUGAUACUCGUGCUAUUGCUUCAUUUAUUGUUACAGCAUCAAGUACAACAGUUAAACCAGCUUCAAAUGCACAAGUUCUUAUUAUACCUGAUUCAGUUAAUCAACCAAAUGUUACACUAGGACCAUUUUCUUUAACAAUGGAUUAUUUUAGUUCACCAGCAGUAUCAUCUAGUGGACUUAAUGUUAUUUAUUCAGCCCCUGGAAAUUAUUCAGCUGUCUUACAAGUUAGUAAUAGUGUUGAUUCAGUCAAUAUUAGUUGUUUCAUAAGAGUUACAUCCAUUCUUCAAGCAGUUUAUUAUUCAAUUGAUUCAAUAAACUUUCCAUUUGGUAGAACAUUACCAUUUCAAACGGCAGUUUAUGUUACUGAUCCCAAUCCAGGUGCAGUUACUCUUUCAUGGAAUUAUGGUGAUGGUACACCAAUUGUGACUCGUUCACGAACAGCUCUUCAAUCUUAUCUAUCUGAUAAUGCAACACAUGUUUAUAGUGCAGUUGGUAUUUAUACCUUAUCAAUCAGUGCUAUGGGUCCAAUUAAUACUGUUGUACAAAAUUUUUCCAUUAAUGUUCAAUAUCCUGUCACAGCAUUUUCUGUAACCUUUGCAGGUGGAUCAAGUUCUUUAACUAACGUUUAUAGUGGAGCUUCAGUAGCAAUUCCAGUUUUAGUACAAGAAACAAGUUCACCACUUUCAACCAAUUCUCAUCUUAUUAUUAAUUACAAUGAUUCAAGUGCAUUAACAUCAAAUAGUAUUAUAAAUGGUUCUCUACCAUAUAAUGGUUCUUAUACAUUUACAACUCCAGGUGUAUAUUACGUUAAUUUUACUGUUUACAAUCUAGCUUCAGUCUUAACACAAAUAUAUAAAAUUUCUAUUAAUGCACCAUUUAAUAACUAUGCAUUAUCAGUUUGUUAUUUAUUAUCAACAUCAACAAGUGAUUCAUGUAAUUUAACAGUGAGCGGUGGAGUUUAUUCUGUACCUAAACAAAGUCAAAUAGUUGUUUAUGUAUCAUGGUCAAAUCCAAGUGGUAUACCUGAUGGAUUUAAUAUGUUAUUUAGAAGUGGUUCAACUCUUGUCUAUAAUCAAUCAUAUACAUUUAGUCAAGCAACAAAUGUAUCAGUUAUGGUUGGAGGCGUCUCUGGUUCAGCAUUAUUUCGUUUAGUCUAUAAUAUUCAAUUGAAUAGUCUAUUAAAAGAUGGAGCAUAUACUUUAGAAGUGCAAACUCAUAAUCCAACAUAUACAUCAACAUCAUCUUUAAAUAUAUAUAUUCUUUCAGCAGUUGCUGGCUUAGUAAUAAGCGAUAAGAAUAUUGUUGUUGCACAAAAUGUUCCAAAAACAUUCGUAGCUUUAUAUCAAAAUUUUUCAGCAAUAUCUUGUUUAUAUAUCCAAUAUUCAGAUAAUACUAUUCAAUGUUAUGGUGAUUCAACAUCAUGUUCAUCAUUACCAUCAGAUUUUCCAUCAACAUUAUCAUCAUGUCCAUUACCUAUUCAAUCAUUUACCUAUAAUAAUGGAUCAGUUUCAUUUACAAAAUCAUUUAAUAAAACUAGCGCAUAUUUAUAUGCUUAUGCAUGGAAUCGUAUGUCAUCUAUAAGUUCAAAAGCAUAUUUAUCAUUUCCAUUAACAUCAUCAGGUGGUUGUACUUUACCACAAAUUCAAUUUGCUAUAUAUAAUCCUUUAAUAUCUGGGCCACGAAUUAUACAACGUAGUGCAGCAUUUUCUGUUUCAACAACAACAACUCUCAAUUGUACAAUAUCAUUAAAUAAUACUAAACAAUGGGGUAUCUAUUUAUGUAAUGUUAAUACACAGGUGUGUACUCAAACAACAGCAUUACUUCAAUUGAUAUCACAAUUAGCAUCAGCAAAAACAUCAGAAAUUUAUUUACAAGCACAAGCAUUACCGACUGGUACAUAUUUAUUUAAUUAUACAGUUUCUAUGACUGCAGCACCAGGUUUUGCAUCAUCGGCUUAUACUUAUAUAACAAUUAUUCGAUCGAAUAUACAAGUUAAUUUACUUGCUAAUGGUACAUCAGUAAUAACAAAUGGUGUAACACAAACUCUUUUAUUUCAACCAGGUGUUUUUUCAGUUGAUCCUGAUUCGACUUAUUUUGAUCCGACAAGUUGGACAUUUGCUUAUUAUUGUCGUGUAUACGGAUUAGGUUCUUAUCCAAUGUCUAAUGGAAGUCAAUUAACACUUGACUCCACGAUUAUUGAUCCAGCCAAUCCAUCUUGUUUUGCUUCACCAGGCAAUACAAGUUUCUUCAACUAUGGACCAAAUAAUAAUCGAUCAUAUCUUUAUAUUCAACCACAUUCAUUAGCAACUUUACAAUCAUAUGAAUUUCAAACUAUCAUAACCAAUAUAUAUGAUACAACACUUCAAUAUUCAGGUUAUGCUUUAGUAACAAUUCAAGAGAUGGACUCUGUUUCAAUCUCUGUUAAUUGUAUUAUUAAAAUGUGUUUACCAAAUGCUGAAUAUCAACGAGUUAAUCCGACAUCACAAGCUCUUGUACAAUCUAGUUGUGUUUCAUGUGCAAAUGUUACUAAUACUAUUAUUCAAUGGAGUGUCUACAGCGGUAUUCAAACUAAUUAUCCAAAUGGUGAUAUUAAAUGGGUUCUAUUUUCAAAUAUAAGUGCAUACGAUACUAUAUUCUUUUACGGUCGAACUACAACAAAUUUUACAGUUGUAAGUGCAUUAUUUUUAAGUUAUCCAUCGGUUCAAUAUUGGCAAUUUUCAUCGACUUACACGGUUACAAGACCAAGUGGUAUAGCAAGUGGUUCAGGUUCUAUACGAUUUUCAAUAAAUUCACCACCUUCAGGUGGUGCAUGUACUACUGAUAAAACAAAUGGUACAACAAUGACAACUUUUACACUUACAUGUUCAAAUUGGUACGAUUCAGAUGGUAUUCAAGCUUAUACAUUUUAUGCUUAUACAACAACUAAUGGUACUCGUACACCUCUUGGUUUUACAUCAUUAACUAGUAUGAGUGCAUAUAUACCAAGUGGUGAUUCAAAUGCUAAUUAUAUAGUCCGAUUAUCAGUUGAUAUUAGUGAUAUUUAUGGUGCCGUUACAUCAUAUAAUCUGUCAUCUAUUACCGUUACGGUUGAUCAAACAGCAUUAGCAAGUAUUCUUGCAUUAUCACAGUCAACAUCAACACAAGGGGGUUCUAGUAAUGCAUUUCUUUCAAUGCUUUCUGCAGCUGAUCAAAAUACAGCUAGUCAAUUGAUUACAUCGAUAGCACAAACGCUUAAUACAAUGUCUGCAAAUACACAAGCAACUGCUAUAUCGUCAGGAGGUUUAUCUGCAGCAAGCCUUUCGGUAUCUGGAUUGUUUUCGUCAAGUUCAUCAUCAUCACCAUCAACAACCUCAAAUUCAUCAUCAAAUUCAUCCGCUAAUAGUACUGCUGCUUUAAUAGCGUAUACAGCUGUUGUGAAUUCACAAGCAGCUAUUCUAGACACUGCUGUACAAUAUCUUAGUAAUUUAACUAUAACAGAUAUUAAUAGUGUUUCACUUCAAGCAGCAGCAAUGAAUUCACUAUGUCAAAGUCCAUCAACAGUAACACGACAAUCAACAGCACUUGCUGCAUCAAAAUGUACUGACUUAGUUAAUGCAUUAAGUACUAUGUCUGAUACAUCAUCAUAUGAAGAUGUUCAGUCGGCAGUUAGUUCAAUCGCUCAAUUAGCAAGUAAUAUUGUUACAGCUGUGAAUACACCGUUGUUGAGUCGUGGAGUUACUCUUAGUUCGGAUUCUACGCGUGCUAAUACAUUACCAGCUGAUUAUGAAACAGAUCUUGAUUCUCCUUGGUCAAAUCCAAAUUUAUUUUCUGAUGGUGGUGAUUUUUCAGCAGAAACAAUAGAAAAAAAUCGUAAUAUUUAUUAUCAACAACAAAGUUCAAGUCAAGUUAGUGGGCAAAUGGAUCAAGUAUUAGCAUCAGCUGUUAGUAUUCUUAGUCUUCAUAUGAAUGUUGGACAAACAAAUGUUAUUACUACAGAUUCAAUUUCAAUGAUUACCCAAAAGAGAACAAUAAAUGAUUUAAAUUCAUUUAAUAUUUCACAAGCUGCUGGUACUUCAGUGAACUUUCCACAAUUAGAUUAUUGUGCCAUAUUAUUUAAAAAUCAAUCCUGCGCAAGUGAUUCACCAGUUACAAUUAAUUCUAUUGUAACGCCGAUGGCACCUGCUGGCAAUAACGGACGUUCACAAGUAUCUAUAAAUAUGUCUCGUAGUAUAGCAUUAGGUUUAAUAGAUCCAACUGGAACUACAAUGUUAGUUGAAGGUCUUUCAGAAUAUAUUCAAAUAAUCAUUCCACGUGAUACAAGUACUCCUUUACCAGCGAUGGCAUUUCAAAAUGUAACUGGACAAACAACAUCAACAACAGGAAAUAAUAAUCGACAAUUCUCAUUAUUUUAUGUCAAUGUUACAGGCCCAUCAGCAACUAUAACUCUAUCAGCAACAUUCGAAUUUAAAUCAGACAAUUCAGCACUUGGCUUUUUAGUUAUUUAUCGUUUUGAUGCUAUUCCAUAUUUGAAUAGUACCAUAAAUAAAACAAAUGGACAAAACGUUUUCUGUCCAAAUGAUCAAAUUGAUACAGCAAGUGAUGGUUAUUUAUAUUCAUAUUUUCUCGAUAAUAUAAAAACUGCUAAUCAUACAUAUACCAUGUUCGGUAUUCGUGAAUUAAACUCAACAGAAUUUAAUUCCUAUUGUUCAAAUAAUGGAACUCAACCAAAUUCAAGUGUACCUAUAACAGAUAAUCCAGUAAAUUUUACUGCAAAUUAUUACAUUCGUGUUUAUACAUCAGGUUGUUAUUAUAUUGAUUCAAGUAACAAUUGGCAAUCAGCUGGUUGUGUGGUUGGCUCAAAAACUUCGCAUACACAAACAGAAUGUUAUACGAAUCAUUUAACAACAUUUGCUGGUGGUUGGAUAGUCUUACCAGCACCAAUUAAUUGGAAUUAUGUAUUUGCUAAUGCUAGUUUUGCAAAAAAUAUGACAAUUUAUUUAACACUUAUACUCCUGUUAGUACUUUAUAUAUUAUUUAUGAUCUAUGCUCGAUAUAAAGAUAAGAAAGAUGUUGAAAAGCUUGGUGUUACUCCAUUGCCGGAUAAUAUUUUGAAUGAUAAAUAUUAUUAUCAAAUUAUUGUAUUUACCGGUCUACGACGAGAUGCUGGAACAGAAUCAAAAGUUCAUUUUAUUAUAUCUGGUGAUGAUGAAGAAACAGGUGUACGAACAUUUGAAGAUAAACAUAGAAAAGUUUUACAACGUGGUGGUAUCGAUUCAUUUAUUAUGGCUGUAUCAAAACCACUUGGUCGACUUAAUUAUAUGCGUGUUUGGCAUGAUAAUUCAGGUACAGCAAAUAAAGCAUCAUGGUUUCUUAAAUAUAUUGUUGUAAGAAAUUUACAAACAAUGGAAAAAAAUCAUUUUAUUUGUCAACAAUGGCUUGCUGUAGAAAAAGAUGAUGGAGUUGUUGAUCGAUUAAUACCGGUUGCAGGCGAUGAACAAAAACAAGAAUUCUCCUACUUAUUAUCAAAAAAGACAUUUCAUUCAAUGUCGGAUGGUCAUCUUUGGUUUUCAAUUUUUCUAAGACCACCAUCAAUACGAUUUACACGUUGUCAACGUUGUACAUGCUGUUUUGUAUUACUCUUAAUGGCUAUGCUUAUGAAUAUAAUGUAUUAUGAUAUAAAACCAGAUUCAAGUACACCUGGUGGAAUUACUAUUGGACCAUUUUAUAUUACACCAGAACAGCUUAGUAUUGGUUUAAUUGUUGAAUUAAUUUGUUUCUUACCAAGUACAAUUUUGGUUGAAAUGUUUCGUCGUUUACGUCCUCGUCGUCCUCCAGUACCACCUGUACGUGCAGCUCUUCAAAAAAUGCAAGAUGAACAACAACAAAAACAACAACAAGCUGCACUUAAUGAUAUACAUCCACAAUUAACUAAUUUUGUUGUUGAUAAGGAUCCUAUUCUAUCAAGGAAGGAACUUGAUAAUAUGCGAAAUACAUUAGCAACACCAUUACCUGAUAAACAAAAUUCAUCUCGUGUAAUUCAAGGAGAAUCAAAACCAAAAAAGAAAAAACCAAUGACUUUACCAUGGUGGUUUAUAUUUAUUGCAUACAGUUUUUCAUUUAUGGUUGUUUGUGUAUCCGGAUUUUUUCUUUUUGCACGUGGUGUUGAAUUUGGUGAUGAAAAAACACGUAAAUGGCUUACAUCAUCAGUUACUGGAUUUUUUUCAUCAAUACUUUUAACUCAACCAGUUAAAGUUGUACUAUUCGCAAUAUUUUUUGCAUUAAUUAUUCGUAAAGAUGAAGAUAUUGUAAUUGAUAAAGAUGAAGAUGAUAUAUUUCUUGAUGGUGAUGAAGAAUAUUUACAUGCAUUUGAUGAUCAAUCUUUAUUAACAUUUCGAUCAAAAUCUGGACAUAUACCAUUAUCAGAAGGUGAAAUAGCCUAUGCAAGACAAAAACGUUUGAAUGAAAUUAAAAUGUGGGAAAUCAUAAAAGAAAUACUUGCAUAUGGAUCAUUUUUAUGGAUGCUUUAUCUUGUUAGUUAUUCAAAUCGAGAUCCAAAUUCAUUUUAUCUUAUGCAACAUUUACAAUCAGAUUUUCUUAAUGUAAAUAGUGCAACUCAAGAUUUUACACAGAUUUCUCGUAUGACUGAAUACUGGGAAUGGUUAGAUAAUGUAUUUGUAAACAAAAUUCGUGCUUCUACAUGGUAUAAUGGUGAUCCACCAGCUAAUCUAGCUGGUUUUAUUGCCGAUCGAACAAAUCGUGUACUUGGUUGGGCAUCAAUACGUCAACUACGUGUUAAAACUGAUUCAUGUACAAUUAUGUCAGCAUUUAAAAAUCUGUUUUCGUCUUGCGAAGCUGGAUAUGAUAUGUUCAAUGAAGAUACACAUUCAUAUUAUCCUGGUUGGACAUCUCUAUAUAAUUCAACUGUUGGUCCACUUUCAAAUUAUUCAACAAAAAUAAGUAAUGCAUUUAUGUACAAUAAAAGUGAUACACUUGGUACAUAUUCAUAUGCUGGUGAACAUGCAACAUAUAGUGGAGGUGGUUAUGUAUAUGAAUUUCGUGGAAAAAUGAGUGACAUUGUAUCAAAUUUAUCAGCAUUAAGAGAAUUAUCAUGGAUUGAUGUACAGACAAGAGCUGUUAUAAUACAAAUGAGUCUUUAUAAUCCAAAUGUAAAUUUAUUUACACUUAUUACUAUUCUUGCCGAAUUUUUACCAACAGGUGGUGUUUAUACAUCAGCACGUUUCGAACCAAUAACAUUAUUAAGCUCAUUUGAAGGUUUUGCUUUAUUUAAAUUAAUUUGUUCAAUUGCUUAUAUGGGAUUUAUAAUCUAUUAUAUGCAAAGAGAAAUUCGUUCAUUAUUAAAACAACGUAUGGCAUACUUUCGUGACUUUUGGUCAUAUGUAGAAGUUGGUAUAAUUGCAUGUUCAUGGGCUGGUUUAGGUGUUUAUGUAUGGCGUAUACAUGAGGGUAAUCGUGUUGGUGAAUUAUUCAAAGAAACAAAAGGUUAUACGUUCAUUAGUUUACAAUUGGCAACAUAUGUCGAUGAUAGUUUAACAUUCCUAUUAGGAUUUUGUUGCUUCUUUGGUACAGUUAAAUUUCUUCGAUUAUUAAGAUUUAAUCGUAGUUUAUCAACAUUAUCUGGAACAUUAAGUUAUGCAUUAAAAGAUUUAAUAGCAUUUUCGGCUAUGUUUGCAAUAAUUUUUAUAAGCUUUUUAACAUUAUUCUAUCUUUUAUUGUCUUCAAAAAUUAUGGAAUGUUCAGAUCCAAUAAGAGCUGCACAAAUGUUAUUUGAAAUGAUGUUAUUAAAAUUUGAUGUAUCAGGUUUACUUGCUGCUGAUCCUUUUCUUGGACCAUUCAUUUUUGUAUUAUUCAUUAUAUUUGUCGUUUUUAUUUGUAUGACUAUGUUUAUUGCAAUUAUAGCUGAUUCAUUCCGAGUUGUUCGCGAAAAUGUUGCAUUACAAGGUAAUGAAUACGAAAUUGUUGGCUUUAUGAUAAAUCAAUUCAAGAAAGUGACAGGCUUGGGUACAACUCAAGAAGCGGAUCGUUUACAUUUGAAUCCAUAUGAUGGUAGUAAAGUUCAUUAUCAUGACCCGAUCACAUCAUUUCCUGAUAAGAUGGAUGAAUUAAUAGUUGCAUUAAAUAAAAUUUAUAUGGAUACAAAACGUAAUGAUACAUUUACACUUCGUCCAAACGAGAAUAAUAAUCCAUUGGAAACAGAUAGAAAUGAUCCAGAUUUCGUACCAAAAAAGAAGAAUAAAAAAAUGAUUUGA